AUGCUUCAGAAUCAGUUGCCCAACUUAGUAAUUUUCAUAUUUUUAAUAUACAAAACCACUGAAACCCUUUUGCAAACGUCAACACGUCUCCAAGUGUAUCGCUUAGUUUGUAACUACAUUACUGGAACCGAUAGUAUGGAUUUGAAUUCCGUAUGCCUCCGAUAUGCUGAAGUGGAUAAAAUCGAUUCUGACUUAGACAAUCCCAUACAGAAAAAUGCUGCUCCCUUUAUUAUUGGUUACAGAGUUCUUCUUAAUCUACCUGCAAUGUUUAUUUGCCUAAUUCUUGGCACUUGGUCAGAUUCAAAUGGGCGAAAGACCCCGAUGGUUAUUCCAAUGAUCGGUGCUUGCUUGGCCUGCUGUCUUUUUGGAGUAACUCUGAUACCUGGCUAUUCCUCUAUCCCUUUUCAAAUGGCUUGGCUUCUUACAGGAGCUUUACUAUACGGACUAUGUGGAAAAAGCAGCGCACUUGGAAUGGGGGCACAUAGUUACAUUACUGAUUGUAGUACAGAAAAUGAACGUACUACUAGAAUAGGCAGAUUGAUGGGAUCAAAUUUCAUUGGAUUGUGUCUUGGGUCAUUGCUUGUCACUCUAUUUUACUACCUAUCUUCAUAUGGCUGGGUCUUGCUCUUUGUUGUUGCCUUCAAUAUUGGAACACUGAUUAUAUUAGUUGUACUGGUAAAAGAAAGCGUUUCAAUAAAUUCUCAUGAUGACAUCGGUUGUGAAUACGGAUCACUAUACGUAAUGAAUCAGCCUACAGAGGAUGAAACAGCAUCCGGCUCGAGAGAAACUUCGCAUAAAAGUGGACGCAGGUGCUGCGUGACAAUGAUGAACUCUUUAGCGGAAUCAUGGAAUUAUUUGUCCAGACAGAGGCCAAACGGCCGGCAUAUUUACAUCCGAAUUCUCUUAGGAGCAGUUCUUUUUAACCAAGUUACGAAGGCUGGGGAGCAGGAUAGUAUCCUUCUCUAUGUGGUGCGUAGAGAUAUUGGAUGGACAGAUGGGAUUUAUGGCGCCUAUCUUGGGGUUUACUACGCUUCCAUGGCGAUCAAUCUCAUCCUCAUCUUUCCUCUAGUUGACUAUUUAUUUCAUCCCUCAGAUGUGACUCUGAUUCUUAUAGGAUUGGUGAUGAAAUCGAUUCGGCUGAUUGGAACUGCUUUGACAACUGACACUAUGUUGAUUUUCAGCUUUGCUGUUAUUGGGGCGUCGGCAGGAUUUAUUAUUUCCUCUCUGCGUUCGCUGAUAACCAAAUUAGCUGAUUCUGGAGAAGUAGGAACAAGCUUUGCGCUCAUGUCAGUUCUAGAAACAUUUGCUAACUUGUUUGGAUCUAUUCUAUUUACAUCUGUUUAUGCUGCUACGGUGUCUGUGUUUCCAGGAUGUAUCUUCAUCAUUGAUGCUUGUUUGCAUAUCGCAAUGAUUGGACUGAUGGCAUGGCUAGGGUGGCGUUUAAAUGAACUUCCUGGUUCGAACUAA
Messenger RNA from Rodentolepis nana, 1467 nucleotides. The record is from the annotation of a GenBank genome assembly. NCBI's taxonomy places the organism in Eukaryota, Metazoa, Platyhelminthes, Cestoda, Cyclophyllidea, Hymenolepididae.